AUGAUCGACCUCGACAAAUACAUCAAACCAGGAAAAAACUACUAUUUGGCACUUGGAAUGGAAGGAUCCGCCAACAAGCUUGGAGUAGGUGUUAUCAGGCAUGAAAAAGGUCCUUUGGGAGCUGAAAAUAGGGCCCAGAUUCUUUCAAACAUCAGAAAUACAUACAACGCACCUCCAGGCCAAGGUUUUCUACCAAGGGACACUGCCAGGCAUCACAGAAACUGGGUGGUAAGACUAGUAAAGCAGGCGAUUGAGCAGGCGGGUGUGAAAGUGCAAGAUCUAGACUGUUUAUGCUUUACACAAGGACCAGGAAUGGGUGCACCACUUCAAAGUGUGGUUAUUGCCGCUAGAACCCUCAGCCAGCUAUGGAAUGUGCCAUUGGUGGGUGUGAACCACUGCAUAGGGCAUAUUGAGAUGGGUAGAGAAAUCACGGGGGCACAGAAUCCCGUUGUUUUGUACGUGAGUGGAGGAAAUACACAGAUCAUUGCCUAUUCAAGGCAAAGAUACCGGAUUUUCGGCGAGACACUCGACAUUGCAAUUGGAAACUGCUUGGAUAGGUUUGCGCGCACGUUGCACAUCUCUAAUGACCCAUCUCCGGGCUUCAAUAUCGAGCAGCUAGCCAAAAAGGGAAAGCAUCUCGUAGAACUUCCUUACACCGUUAAGGGAAUGGAUUUGAGCAUGAGCGGGAUUCUAGAGUAUGUGGACAGCUUGGCUCACGACCUUUUUGCCGGAAAGAGGACUAAACACCUUGUGGACGAAGAUGAUGGCGAGCCAAUCACGGUUGAGGAUUUGUGCUUCUCCUUGCAAGAGAAUCUAUUUUCGAUGCUUGUUGAAAUAACGGAGAGAGCUAUGGCACACGUGAAUUCCAACCAGGUGCUUAUAGUGGGAGGUGUGGGGUGCAAUAAGCGGCUUCAGGAGAUGAUGGGUGUGAUGGCCAGUGAUAGAAAUGGCUCUAUAUUUGCUACUGAUGAGAGAUUUUGCAUUGAUAAUGGAAUCAUGAUUGCUCAUGCCGGUUUACUUGCUUAUCGGGUUGGUCAUAGGACCACUUUAGAGGAUAGUGUGUGUCGCCAGAAAUUCCGUACUGACGAUGUGUUUGUGAAAUGGCGGGAUGAUUGA
Brettanomyces bruxellensis is the source of this 1116-nucleotide messenger RNA. RefSeq names its product putative tRNA threonylcarbamoyladenosine biosynthesis protein kae1 (gene KAE1). The transcript has a single exon. Gene Ontology annotation, cellular component: EKC/KEOPS complex; cytoplasm. The record is from RefSeq and is a predicted model, not a curated record. Gene Ontology annotation, biological process: tRNA threonylcarbamoyladenosine modification. Lineage: Eukaryota; Fungi; Ascomycota; Pichiomycetes; Pichiales; Pichiaceae. The coding region runs from base 1 to 1116 and encodes 371 amino acids.